CUGCAGUGAAAUAAAGUAAAACUCCUCAAUCGAAAGCCACGCCGUUCACCAGUGACUCGUGACAAAAGAAGAUUGCCAUCGGUGAAACAGUUUGUUUAUGUUGAUUGAACCAGCGGCAUCUUCUCCAUGGAUUGCUUCGUUCUAUGCCGUCUCUGAUUUACCGUCGUCCUCCCGGUGUUCCACGCAACUUUUGUGGAUAAUCGAUGAUAGUGCUCUUAUUAUUGUUGUUUCCACUGCUACUAGAAGCAUAACAAUACGGCAGCAUAUAGGAUAUUGGAGUUCGAAAGGCCUGCCCACCGACCAUCUGAAAACUUCCUGAUCGGCUUAUCAUCGCUUCCAAACCGCUGGAGUAGUAGCAUAUUAAUAUAACUGACGACAACGAAACAGUAAACGAAAGAAAUAUGCCGAGCUAAAAGGAAGGUGGUAACUUUUUACAUCCAAAUCUAAAUUGGGAAAAAUCACAACGAAAAAAUCUGUAGGCGACCGCCCACCCUCGCCUGUCUCGCAAGUCAGCAACUUAGUUAAGCCAAGCACCAGGAAUCCUGCAGUCGGCAAGCAUCCUUUUCUUCCGCAUUCUUUAGUGGAACAACAUAGACAUCAAGAAAUUUCGUUUCGGAGGUGAUGCCAACACAAACUAUCGGCGAACCGAAGCGAAAAUGUUGGCGAACCGCGAUAGAACAACUUUUCGCAGCUGCGUAGCUCCUUGAUCGGCAAAUGUAAUCAACCCUCUCGCCAGCGCGAGGGUGGAUAAAGGAACAACAAUCCAAAACCGGGGCAACAGAAUACAUACGGUGCGAACGUCGGACGAGAAAGUAAUUGAGCCAAGCAGAUCUCAGCAAGCAUUACUAUUACACGGCCUACUGAAGCUGAAGAAUCUGUGGAUGUUUUAUGUUGCCUGCGUUUUGUGCACCUUGCGUUGCCAGCCGUUGAAUAGGCGAAGCAGACGCCUUCCGGCCUCCCUGGAGGACGACGACCGUCGGGCCCUUUUCUAGUGCGUCAGUGCGUCGUCUGACAUUUGUUUUUGCAGUACAAAUAAUUGUUAAGAUAUUCCACGGAGGAGACAAGCAAUCGGACGUGAAAAAGAGAAACACUGUUGGGAAGAAGGGAGAACAACGCUAUGGCACCCAGUCAAAAAGUUACAAAAAAAUGGGAAAUUUUCGCCGGUCGGAAUAAGUUCUUCUGCGACGGAUACCUGAUGACGGCCCCAAACUCGGGUGUGUUUUAUUUCACGGUCAUACUGAUCACGGGCACCAGUGUGCUGUUUUUUGUGUUCGACUGUCCCUUCCUGGCACAACGUAUCACACCAGCCAUCCCAGCCAUCGGUGGGAUUCUGUUCAUUUUUACGCUCAGCUCACUCUUCCGGACGGCCUUUAGCGAUCCAGGCAUUAUCCCACGAGCCUCCCAGGAUGAGGCGGCCUACAUCGAGAAGCAGAUCGAGGUGCCGAACUCGCUCAACAGUCCCACGUACCGGCCGCCACCGCGCACCAAAGAGGUGUUCGUGAAGGGGCAGACGGUCAAGCUAAAAUACUGUUUCACGUGCAAAAUCUUCCGGCCACCGAGAGCCUCCCAUUGCAGUUUGUGCGACAACUGCGUCGAUCGCUUCGAUCAUCACUGUCCGUGGGUGGGAAAUUGCGUUGGAAAACGAAACUAUCGGUUCUUCUACAUGUUUAUCGUCUCUCUGGCGUUUCUAGCAGUAUUCAUAUUUUCUUGCACAACGACGCAUCUAGUAAUGUUAUUAAAGGAAGAUAAUCAGUUCAUUGACGUCGUCAAGCGAACUCCUUCCAGUGUGAUAAUAGCGGUAAUUUGUUUCUGUUCCGUGUGGUCUGUUAUCGGGUUGGCCGGGUUUCACACUUAUCUGACUACGAGUGAUCAAACAACAAAUGAAGAUAUCAAAGGUUCAUUCAGCUCAAAGGGUGGCCAACAGGCGAUCAACCCGUACUCGCAGGGGAAUAUUUGUUUGAACUGUUUCCACAUCCUGUGCGGUCCGAUAACUCCCUCACUGAUCGAUAGACGCGGAGUCGUUACCGACGAGUAUCGAACGCAAAUGCAGGCGCCGGACAAGUACAACAGUGCCACCGUGCCACCGUUGGUCGUGAUGCAGCCGGGAAUGGAUACAUUGAACAAGCAUUACAGUUUGGACCACGAACUGCAAAAUGGGUCCAACGGUGGAAGUGGCGGUGGCAGCGGGAACGGUGGCGUCUACCGGCAGCGCAGCUACGAUAACUUACAAAAUGAUAAAUCCAACAGCGUGGCACACCUGGUGGAUAACGAGAUCCCCCUGUCGACGACGGGAAACGUAUCGGCGUGUGUGGUCGGGGUCGAAGACACCACCACUACGACAGUGCUACUUGACGACGACGGAUUGGAGAUGGAGCCGACUGCGUUCGGACACCACGGGAACCACCGUGCACCGACAGUGGACGAUGGCAAUAACAAGCAGACGACGGGCAGCUACACCAACCUUUUUCGCGAUUCCUCCUCCAACGGUGUAGGAGCGAACACCCUGGGCAAGCACCACCACCACGCCGGUUACGGUGGGCUGAUGAUGAGCGACUGUGAUAAAAUACAGAGCGCCGACGAAAUCAUCAACGUGAGCGAGCUGAUGAUGGUGUGCAGCGUUAGCGGGCACGAGAACGUGUACAGUAACGUUCCACCGGCCCAGAUUUCACCAUCCGGUUCGGCUGUGGGCCUGCUCUCCUCGCCAAAGCGAACCAGCCUGGGAAGUAGUAACAUGUCUUCGUCGGCGGCGGCGGUCGAUGUUGGUAGCUCGGGAAGCGGUGGUAGCGUUCCGCUACAGCAUGUCUAUUCCAAUGUGGCGUCGUCCACCUCGGAGGUUGUACCGCAAAGCCAACAUCAACAUCCACAACAGCAUCAUCAGCAGCAGCACCCACAGCAACAGCAUCAGGCUGCGAAUGGAGGAAGCAGUAAUAACAGUAGUAGUAACCACAAUCAUCAUCACCAUAAUCAUACCCAACAUGGUCAUAGUCACCAGCAUCCGCUCGAUCCACUGGACGAUCCCGCCCAGCUGCUUAGUUCGUCCUUCAUCAGCAACGAUCUCGAUCUCGACGAUCCCGUGCUCACGAGCGCGUUUGCCUCCCCGAAAGCACCAGCACUGCCAACGGUAUCGUCACCAUCGUCCUCGUUGCCAUCGGGUGGCGCAGGGAAACUGCAGUCGCCAAGUGUGCCAGGCCACGGGACGACCCAGCAGCAGCAACAGCAGCAGCAGCAGAUCGUCACGCCACUUAAAUCCAAAACAUCUCAGCCGAUUACAACGAUCGAAAUGAAGAACGUCAUCAAAACGCUCGAUCCGAACGUGAUAAUUCAGCAGCAGCAGCAGCAAACAAACACCAACGGCACAGCGAAUAUUGCCAGUGGCAACCAUCACAGCAACAACAACAACGGUGGCUCGCCGAUGUUCAUUUCACCAAGUGCUAGCCGAAUGCGGCUGCUGCAGGAAUCGACCAUGAUCGAUACGGCGCUUGAUCUGGACAGUCUUGAUGGUUCCAUCGGGAAUCACUCACAGUCCUGCCUAGUGAAGACAGCCAUCGUGUGAGGGGAGGCCGACGAGUAGUUGCACUGUUUUAACUGACGAACAAAAAAAUUAAAACAUUCACAAUAAUGGAAAGUACGAAGAAGAAUUGGUGCCUGUGUGGAAGCACUUACAUUCCGAAUGCCGGCUCGUUGUAAUGUAAAUAACUAAACUAAUAGUCGAAUCACAAUAGAAAGUACACGAUGCUGAUUAACCGUUUGUUUGCGUAUGUGUGUGUGUGGGGUGGAGUUAAGGAGAUGGUGAAACGGCAGACUUGCACCGAUUGUCCAAAGACCACUAGGAUAUGCAAGGCGAAUGUAUGAACAUUUCAAACUAGCAGAAACUAAAUGAUAGACGAUUCUUCGCGCCACACAAUGUACGUACGUGUGGAUGAGGGAAGACAAGGUAAACAAACAAAAACAAAAAUAGACCACCCGUGACAAAAAUACCAAGAACGAUCGACCACAUCCUACCGAUGGCUUUUUGCUGCUUUUCGCUAACUAAUUAAUUUUGUCCGCUUUUGUCCGCCAACUAUAUUCGCUCCUGCUCACCGCUCAUGCAUGGAGGAACUUUAUGUAAUUUAGUGGAACAAAAUGGGAGCAUAUUUAUCGGUUUGUGCAACGAAUACGAUGAAUAAUGACGACACGUACGAUCGCCGGAGUGCGCCAAACUGUUCGGAGACCGAGCGCGAGUAGAACAUGAUUAGAGUGUGUAUAUUUUCAUGUGUCUUAUAUUUACGGUUGUUUUCCGAGCGAAACGCAUGCGUCGGUACAAGCGACCGGCAAAAACACAGGGAUUCGACAACUCGAUUCGGUACACAGGGACUUGGAACUUUACCGAAAGGGUAAACGGAAAGCAGAGUGAUGGAGUGAGCUAGAGAACAAUUUGCAAACCGUGACGGUAAAACGAAUGUUUUCUCAAGUUGCUACUAGUUGAUAAUAAAGUAAUUCGUGCAUUAAAAAUGUUCAUGUGAUUGGUUUA
Anopheles coustani is the source of this 4510-nucleotide messenger RNA. It is a transcript of the gene app, whose product is annotated as palmitoyltransferase app. The transcript has 11 exons. NCBI's taxonomy places the organism in Eukaryota, Metazoa, Arthropoda, Insecta, Diptera, Culicidae. The record is from RefSeq and is a predicted model, not a curated record. Gene Ontology annotation, biological process: protein targeting to membrane; peptidyl-L-cysteine S-palmitoylation. Bases 1118 to 3553 code for a protein of 811 amino acids. Gene Ontology annotation, molecular function: protein-cysteine S-palmitoyltransferase activity. Gene Ontology annotation, cellular component: Golgi apparatus; endoplasmic reticulum.